Molecule: messenger RNA, 2057 nt
Organism: Chenopodium quinoa (quinoa)
Lineage: Eukaryota; Viridiplantae; Streptophyta; Magnoliopsida; Caryophyllales; Amaranthaceae
Product: thylakoidal processing peptidase 1, chloroplastic-like
Exons: 6
Coding region: 545-1732 (395 amino acids)
Biological process (GO): thylakoid membrane organization
Cellular component (GO): chloroplast thylakoid membrane
Molecular function (GO): serine-type endopeptidase activity
Source: RefSeq, a predicted model, not a curated record
CGAUCUUGCAAAAAGACGUUCCUAAUCUACAAAAAUAAAAGGUAAUUUCGUGCGAGGCGCAUCUAACAAUUUUCAACCAAGACUUUCAAAGAAACCCCCUAGCCGCCAUGGCUUAUGAUGUUGACCCCAUCUACUUCUUUAAUCUCCACCCCUAAAAAAAUCACAAAAGUCUUCUCUUCUCCUCUCAUCUCCAACUUUGUUGGUUAACCUUAACCCACCUUCCUCCUUAACCCCAACCACAUUCUCAAUUUUCACACCUAACGAAUACCCAAAACUCUCCCCAUCUCCUGGAGCUCAUUCCCUGAGCUCCUCCCCCCUUCUCUCUCUGCCGCAACCACCACCCUAACCACCGCGCAAAUCUACCCUCUCUCCACCACCUCACCAUCUUAUCCACCCUUCAAUUCGUCGAAACCCUAAUCGAUCAAUCAACCAAUUUCCCUUCAAUGGAGUUCUUUACUCUUUAGGGUUUCCACCCCCUUUUCCUUGCCAUCUCUCUGACACCAACCUGCUCCGUAUCUUAAUCGAUCUUACAAUAUUCGUUUUUAUGGCGAUCCGAUACACCGUCUCUUUUUCCGCUACCAUUGCCCAGAACAUCGCUUCCUCAGCCAGUCACCGUGUUACGAAUUACCGAUGUAUUCAUGAUUUUGUCACGAAGCCUCGGGCAACGGCUGCGAACCCGAAUUUGGAUUCGCGUAAGAAUUACCAUUAUUCUCAUCGUAAUAAUAGCACGAAUAAUCAGCCGGAUGUUAGGCGAUCGAAGCCGAGUUCGAGUUCUAGAGGUAAGACGUCGUCGUUUAGUACUUUUGCUGCGGAUUUGAUUACUGGGAAUAGUAGUAAUAGUAGUCCAGUGGCUGCUGGGUUGAUGUCGCUGGUGAAUUCCGCCAUUUUUGGAGGUUCAAUUUCGAGUCCAAUGGGGUCAAUGGGAGUUGCGCCGCUUCGGGGUGCUUCGAUUAUUCCGUUCUUGCAGGUUUCGAAAUGGCUGCCGUGUAAUGAGCCUGCAUUGAUCCGAUCGACGAGUAAUGAUGUAGAUAGAGGAGGGACUUCGAAGGUUUUGGAUGAGAGUAAGAUAAUGAAGAAGGUUGAGAGUUUGAAUUCUGCUUCAGUGGAUGUUUCUAAGGUGAUUUCGCAGCAGAAAGUGAUUGAUAGGAAGAGCUGGCUGUCUAAAAUGUUCAACUUCUCGUCGGACGAUGCCAAGGCAGUCUUCACUGCUGUCACCGUUAAUCUGCUGUUCAAGUCUUCCUUAGCUGAGCCGAGGUCGAUUCCUUCAUCGUCAAUGUGCCCCACGCUUGAUGUUGGUGACCGGAUAUUGGCUGAGAAGGUUUCAUACAUCUUUAGGCAGCCUGAGGUUUCCGAUAUUGUUAUAUUCAAAACACCACCGAUUCUUCAGGAAAUAGGCUUUGCCACUGGGGAUGUAUUCAUCAAAAGGAUUGUAGCAACUGCUGGUGAUUGUGUUGAAGUGAAAAAUGGGCAGUUGUUAGUAAAUGGUAUUGUUCGUGAAGAAGAAUUUAUAUUGGAGCCAUUAGCUUACGAAAUGGAUCCUGUGAUUGUGCCUGAAGGCUAUGUCUUUGUGAUGGGAGACAACCGCAACAACAGCUUCGACUCUCAUAACUGGGGUCCACUCCCUGUCAAAAACAUCGUUGGCAGAUCAGUGUUUCGAUACUGGCCUCCAACCAAAUUGACAGACACUAUAUAUGAACCACAAGCAGAAAACUGUAAUGUUGCAGUUUCAUGACAAGUUUUCCAUCCUUCUGUUAGACGAAGAGAUUCUGAGUUGAUGGUGUCGUAAUUAGUUCAAGGAAGGUGUCGACCUCACUUAAAUUUUUUCUUGUAGCGUUUUUCUCUGAUAAUACCAACAAUUGUGCAUAUUUUUAUUGUUUGGGAGCUAUAGUUCCAUAUAAGUGAUUUAACACAAUUUUUAUGAUGGAUUAUGACAUUAUGUUGUCCAUCGAGUGUGACAUCAUCUCAAUUGGUCUGUGCUGUAAUGGUUGGUUCAUUUUUUGUACGACACUUCAAUAUUUUGACUUUGAAUAUAGUUGACAAAUGGUGAUUUUGUUUCA